CGCCAAACGUGUGUCACAUCUUUGAUAGCGCUCAAGACAAAAACACAACAGGGCUAUGGCAUUGUGUUACAGAUUACUGGGAGGCAAGCAAUUGUGUCGGAGCCUGGUACGCAAUUUAUACUCGCAGCCUGAUAUGGAGCGGUGGAGUGCACAGCAUCGUGACUUUGCUGUUGAAAGUUAUUUCAAGAAUAAAGACUCUGUUAUUGCUACCCAACGUCUGUUUUGGCAACAUUUCAACUUGGGAUGUCAUGGGAAAGUUCCAGAUGGAUGGACAAUUAUGAGGUGUCGAUGCAUUACACUAAAAGUAACAGAGGUUGAAUCUCCUGUCAAUGAAACCCACGAUGAGAGAAAUGCUAGGCUGGGUCGGCCACAGUCACCUCACCUUACCAUUUACAAAAUGCAACUAACAUCAAUGCUUUCAAUCACACACCGAAUGACAGGACUAGCUUUGAGUUUCUACAUGACAACUUUGGGUCUAGGUACUCUUGUAUCACCUUACCAGUUCACUGAUUUCAUCACUUGGAUGCAAGAACUGCAUUUGAAUCCAGCAGUAAUCACAGCCAUGAAAGCAAUGAUGGCAUUUCCUCUGGCAUAUCAUAUAUCCAAUGGUGUCCGUCACUUGGUUUGGGAUUUAGGAAAGGCACUGACAAUAAAGGAAGUGUAUUACACAGGGUAUACUAUGUUAAUUGCAGCAACAAUUGUGACAGCAUGGCUACUGUCACUGUAAUAUAAAAAGUCUUUCCUCAUAACAAUCACACUGGAAGUAGUGCUUGGUGUAGUGUGCUUAAAGAGUAUGCAGCAGCAUUUAUUUAUGAGGAGAAUGUGUGUAAAUCUGCAACACUUUUGUGUACAUAACUGCUUUGCAGAUUCUAACUCCAAUAUUAUUUUAAAAUAUUUGUGAAUUCAAGAAACCGUAGUAUAUGAUUAUGUAAUGGCAGGUAUUG
This is a messenger RNA of Schistocerca americana (American grasshopper), 944 nucleotides long. RefSeq names its product succinate dehydrogenase cytochrome b560 subunit, mitochondrial-like. Gene Ontology annotation, biological process: tricarboxylic acid cycle; mitochondrial electron transport, succinate to ubiquinone. The transcript is spliced from 6 exons. Gene Ontology annotation, molecular function: electron transfer activity; succinate dehydrogenase activity. NCBI's taxonomy places the organism in Eukaryota, Metazoa, Arthropoda, Insecta, Orthoptera, Acrididae. Gene Ontology annotation, cellular component: membrane. The record is from RefSeq and is a predicted model, not a curated record. Bases 56 to 727 code for a protein of 223 amino acids.